AUGGGAAGACAUUACCUGUUGAUAACACAGACUAUUUUCAUGAUCAUGGGAGGUGUGAGAGAACUGCUGCUCUUUGUGUUGACUGUGGGGGUUGUGAAAGUUUCUUGUUACCCUGUUGGAAAGUCCCAGAAGCAAGAGCAAGUCUCUCUGCAGAGGAGACUUGGAGAGCUGUCAUCAAAUGACGUCUCCAUUGUGCAUGCCCUGGCCUUGCUCCGAUCCAUAGGGUCUGACGCUAAACAAGACAGAGAUGAGUAUUUCGAGACUAAUGAAGUAGAAUCCCAAGCUUCUCCAAACCAUGGUAGCUCUCUGGCAAAUGAUAACCUGUCCUCUGACGACGCUACCUCUGAAGCUGCCACUGGCCCGUCUGACGACGCUACCUCUGAAGCUGCCACUGGCCCGUCUGACGACGCUACCUCUGAAGCUGCCACUGGCCCGUCUGACGACGCUACCUCUGAAGCUGCCACUGGCCCGUCUGACGACGUUACCUCUGAAGCUGCCACUGGCCCGUCGGACGACGCUACCUCUGAAGCUGCCACUGGCCCGUCGGACGACGCUACCUCUGAAGCUGCCACUGGCCCGUCGUACGACGCUACCUCUGAAGCUGCCACUGGCCCGUCGGACGACGCUACCUCUGAAGCUGCCACUGGCCCGUCGGACGACGCUACCUCUGAAGCUGCCAAUGGCCCGUCGGACGACGCUACCUCUGAAGCUGCCACUGGCCCGUCGGACGACGCUACCUCUGAAGCUGCCACUGGCCCGUCGGACGACGCUACCUCUGAAGCUGCCACUGGCCCGUCGGACGACGCUACCUCUGAAGCUGCCACUGGCCCGUCGGACGACGCUACCUCUGAAGCUGCCACUGGCCCGUCGGACGACGCUACCUCUGAAGCUGCCACUGGCCCGUCGGACGACGCUACCUCUGAAGCUGCCACUGGCCCGUCGGACGACGCUACCUCUGAAGCUGCCACUGGCCCGUCGGACGACGCUACCUCUGAAGCUGCCACUGGCCCGUCGGACGACGCUACCUCUGAAGCUGCCACUGGCCCGUCGGACGACGCUACCUCUGAAGCUGCCACUGGCCCGUCGGACGACGCUACCUCUGAAGCUGCCACUGGCCCGUCGGACGACGCUACCUCUGAAGCUGCCACUGGCCCGUCGGACGACGCUACCUCUGAAGCUGCCACUGGCCCGUCGGACGACGCUACCUCUGAAGCUGCCACUGGCCCGUCGGACGACGCUACCUCUGAAGCUGCCACUGGCCCGUCGGACGACGCUACCUCUGAAGCUGCCACUGGCCCGUCGGACGACGCUACCUCUGAAGCUGCCACUGGCCCGUCGGACGACGCUACCUCUGAAGCUGCCACUGGCCCGUCGGACGACGCUACCUCUGAAGCUGCCACUGGCCCGUCGGACGACGCUACCUCUGAAGCUGCCACUGGCCCGUCGGACGACGCUACCUCUGAAGCUGCCACUGGCCCGUCGGACGACGCUACCUCUGAAGCUGCCACUGGCCCGUCGGACGACGCUACCUCUGAAGCUGCCACUGGCCCGUCGGACGACGCUACCUCUGAAGCUGCCACUGGCCCGUCGGACGACGCUACCUCUGAAGCUGCCACUGGCCCGUCGGACGACGCUACCUCUGAAGCUGCCACUGGCCCGUCGGACGACGCUACCUCUGAAGCUGCCACUGGCCCGUCGGACGACGCUACCUCUGAAGCUGCCACUGGCCCGUCGGACGACGCUACCUCUGAAGCUGCCACUGGCCCGUCGGACGACGCUACCUCUGAAGCUGCCACUGGCCCGUCGGACGACGCUACCUCUGAAGCUGCCACUGGCCCGUCGGACGACGCUACCUCUGAAGCUGCCACUGGCCCGUCGGACGACGCUACCUCUGAAGCUGCCACUGGCCCGUCGGACGACGCUACCUCUGAAGCUGCCACUGGCCCGUCGGACGACGCUACCUCUGAAGCUGCCACUGGCCCGUCGGACGACGCUACCUCUGAAGCUUGCCACCGGCCCGUCUGACCAUGCCAUUGAGGAACUGUUGACUUCUGCAUCUCAGCCCCCGUUGACCACAAACAUGGAUAUCUGAUGUGGGACAUGAUGCUCGGGGUCCAUGCAAGAGUUCAUUGGUUUUUUGUCCAGGUUGUGUGUGUGUAACUGCAAUUUCUUGUUUUGGCUCAAUUAAACGCUAACUGUAAUAA
Molecule: messenger RNA, 2204 nt
Organism: Salvelinus fontinalis (brook trout)
Lineage: Eukaryota; Metazoa; Chordata; Actinopteri; Salmoniformes; Salmonidae
Product: polysialoglycoprotein-like
Exons: 4
Coding region: 1-2025 (674 amino acids)
Source: RefSeq, a predicted model, not a curated record